AUGCCGCCUCGUCACUUGAUUCAACCCUCACAAGAAGAAUGGCGGGGCAUGCUCCGCAAUCUUCUGCGCGAAUGCUCCUACCUCCCUGACCCUAUUGCCCGAUCGACCUGCCACGACCAGAUUAUACAACGAUUCCGCCGGUACCAUUUCGACCCUAAAAGGCGCGAGGAAAAUGUUGAGAAGCUCAAAGUCGUCGGCAAGCAAUACGGCAAAUGGCAUGCCGACGCAAAAGGCGAGGAGAAGUACCUUGAGAAGAUGAUGAGGAACCACAAAGAAGCCCGAAAGUCGUUAUCACUCCUGCGACGGGCAAAUGAGGGAUACAUAAAACCUCUGGAAAAGGUGCUGAAAAACGCCUACGGACGCUCGGGGAAGAAAAGGGCCGAGCUGGUCACUAAACUACUCGAAGAACACAGCGCUGUGAACUCGGACGAUGUCAACGCCCUUAUCGCGUCCGCGGAUCGGUUCGAAAAGAAAUGGGAAGUCCCAAAAAUCAUCACCGAUCUCCUGAAAUCGCAACUCAGCAACGCCUAUGCUAUGCAACACGGCGAUCGUCCUAUGCCUAUCAAGAGGGGCAAUCCGCCUGGUGACAUGAAAAACGCCUGGGAAAGAAGGAUGCCUAUAAAACGGGGGUCGCAAUAUCGUCGGAGGUGGUAUCAUAGUGUGCUUGAAGCUCUGCUUCCUCCAUUGCCUGACGCCGAUUUGCGGAUGCUGGAGGGUCUAAUGUCGGGCGCUGUUCCAUGGAGCCCGCCUAAACGCAGGUCAACCGGACAGACUACCCCCUCUACAGCUACUGAUAAUCAGUACCCGAAGGGCGCGAUUAUUCGAACUGUUUUGACCGAUGGACCUCCCAAAGGGGAAACAUUUGCUCUGUAUAGGAGGGGUCGACCUCAUAUUAUCACGAGACGGUUCAUGUGCCGGCUCUGGAAGCGAGUUUCGUGCCUGGUCCCACGUUACCGAUGGGAUGAGGCGCAUAACAUGCAUAAAUUUGAAUGGGAUACGGCGUCGUUCCCACCAAUCGCCCUCUCUGCGAAGGAAGGAAGUUCAUCAGAUAUCUUCGGUGGCAUUGAUGUCGCACCGAAGACAUUCAAGAAACCUAAGGAGCCUACUCCGUACCAAAACAGCCUCUACAUAAAUCCUUAG
Aspergillus mulundensis is the source of this 1140-nucleotide messenger RNA. RefSeq lists its product as uncharacterized. The transcript has a single exon. Bases 1 to 1140 code for a protein of 379 amino acids. The record is from RefSeq and is a predicted model, not a curated record. NCBI's taxonomy places the organism in Eukaryota, Fungi, Ascomycota, Eurotiomycetes, Eurotiales, Aspergillaceae.